UCCACAUUGUUGUUAUCGUGUUCUCACUUAUUUGUACCAGCAUAAUUCAGCAGCUCAUUGCAGCGAGGCAGCACUGAGCUCUUCUGAUUUCUGAUUCUCUCACUUGGGUUUUAAUCAGAUUCAAGAACCUUGAUUUGCUUCUUCAAGUUUGAUAUUUUCAGGAUAAUUACACCAAGUUCAUCCAAACUACGUAGGGGAUUCAAACCUGGAUACAAAGGGUGGGUAGAGCACACCGCUCCAGCCAAUUUGGCUACACUCAGGUUCGCUUUGGCUAAUUUGUUGGGUUCUUUUGUAUUGGUGUUGUGAUGAAAUCAUGAAAAAGAUGGGAGAGGAGUUUUUAUCAAUUUCAUAUUAUAAUCUGAGCCUUUGUCACUUGUGAGAAGCUGUUUCCUUACUGUAAUCCGACUUUUCCACUUGCAAGUUGCAGCUUUUGGUUUUAUAAUCUCAGUUUUCCAAAUUUCUGCUUUUAAGACCCUCAGCUUUGUUCCCAAAGAUCCCAUAUUUUUUUUUUUACUUAAGUCCUAGUUUUGAUGGCUGGUGGGAGUGGGACUAUCAGAUUGUUCAUAGGGGUUUCUUCGAUUUUGUUUUCGAUUUGUGUUUCAUUGGGGUUUAAUCCUGAAGAUAGUUAUCUGAUAAACUGUGGAUCUUCAAGCAAUGUAACAGUUGGUGGUCGUGUAUUUGUAUCUGAUAAGUCUGCAUCAAAUCUCCUUUCAGCUCCUCAAACUAUUUCAGCCAAUGCAAUUUCAAAAUCCAACUCUUCCUCCUUUGAUUCAGUUUUGUACCAAAGUGCACGAAUAUUUGACAAAACCUCCCUUUACACAUUUCCGAUUACAAAACAAGGGCGGCACUGGAUUCGCCUCUAUUUCUCUCCUUUUGUUCAUGGGAGCUACAAUUCGAGCACAUCGAAAUUCUCUGUCUCUGCUCAAACUUUCACCCUUGUCAAGGAGUUACGAAUGGAGAGCGAUUCCUUUGUUAUGGAAUACUCUUUGAACGUAACUUCUGAAACUCUUGUUCUCACUUUUACUCCUGCCUCCAACUCAUUUGCUUUUGUAAAUGCCUUAGAAGUUGUUUCGAUACCGGAUACGAUCAUCCCUGAGGCUGCUAGAACCAUUGGUUCAAAGGAAAAUAACCAAAGUUUGACGAACAAAGCAUUAGAGACAGUUUUGAGGGUGAACAUGGGUAAUCAAACAGUGUCUCCCCCCAAUGAUACCUUGUGGAGACAUUGGGUUUCUGAUGAUUUGUACUUGACGCACAACGGUCUUCCAAGAUUUGUGUCAAAUGAAAGCGCUGUCCAUUACACGCGCUGGCUAACAGAGGAUGUUGCUCCUUCUUCUGUCUACGGCACGGCAACUAAGUUGGAAACGAUGAAAGAACCUAUGUUGAAUGCCAAUCUGACAUGGCAUUUCGAUGUUGAUCCUGGUUUUGAGUAUCUGGUUCGGUUUCACUUCUGUGACAUAGUCAGUAACAAUGCUCAAAGUUUCAUCCUCAAAGUUUAUAUCAAUUCGUUGUCUGUUUCUGAUAGUCUUGAUCUUAGAAGUCUGACAUCGAAUAUCUAUGGCACCCCAUAUUAUAUGGAUGUCGUGAUUAGGGCAAGUGAUAGCGAGAAGCUAAACGUUAGUGUUGGUUCUAGGCCAGAAAUUGUGUAUCCUAUCAUCUUUCUCAACGGGCUGGAGAUCAUGAAAGUAAGUAAUUCUAAGAGCAGCCUUGAUGUCUUGGAUUCUUCUUCAAAAACAGGCUCUAAGAUGAAAGUUGCUAUUGUAGUUGGCUUGGCUGUUGGACUAUUUACUGCCAUCGUGGUGGCUGCAGUCUUGUUCUUGCUGUGCAGAAGAAGAAGAAUACUAGCGCACGCCAUCCAUUCGAAUGCAGAAGAUGGAGUGUUGAAUGAAACGGAAAGUAAAAUCACCGACAGUACAGCGAUGUUUUCUGUUUCAAAAAUUGGGUAUCGCUUCCCUUUUGUGGCAAUUCGAGAGGCUACAGAUAAUUUCAGCGAGAACCUGGUUAUUGGAGUUGGUGGUUUUGGGAAGGUUUACAAAGGAGUUUUGAAGGACAAUACAAAAGUGGCAGUCAAGAGAGGAGCUCCUCAAUCAAGGCAGGGUCUUGCCGAAUUCAUGACAGAAAUUGAAAUGUUAUCUCAGUUCCGCCACCGUCAUUUGGUGUCAUUAAUUGGAUACUGUGACGAGCACAAUGAGAUGAUCAUUAUUUAUGAGUACAUGGGAAAUGGGAGCCUGAAGGACUACCUUUACGGUUCGGACUUUCCGAGCUUGAGUUGGAGGCAAAGGCUUGGAAUAUGUGUUGGAGCUGCCAAAGGACUUCACUAUCUUCAUACUGGCUCUACAAAGGCGAUCAUUCACCGUGAUGUUAAGACUGCAAAUAUACUGCUAGAUGAGAAUCUUAUGGCAAAGGUUGCUGAUUUCGGGCUCUCAAAAACCGGCCCUGAGAUUGAUCAGACGCAUGUCAGUACUGCGGUAAAAGGAAGCUUCGGGUAUCUUGAUCCAGAGUACUUAACAAGGCAACAGCUGACGGAGAAAUCAGAUGUGUACUCAUUCGGAGUUGUGAUGUUUGAAGUCCUUUGUGGAAGACCUGUUAUUGAUCCCUCUCUCCCGAGGGAAAGCGUGAAUCUGGUUGAAUGGGCAAUGAAGUCGCAUAAUAAAGGGCAGUUGGAGGAGAUUGUAGAUCCUUGCCUUGCAGGUCAAGUGAAGCCGGAGUCAUUGAGGAAGUUUGGAGAAAUAAUUGCAAAAUGCUUGGCGGAACAUGGUGUUGAUCGACCUACGGUGGGAGAUGUGCUAUGGAACCUGGAAUCUGUGCUUCAACUCGAAGGAAGUGAAGGAAGUAACGGCAGGCUAUCUUCGCAAGCUGAUCACGUCAACCCCCUGGAGACCAGUGUAUCUAUUGCAGAAUUUAGCAUGGGAAGUGCAGGGGACCUUGCUGGCUUCUCGAUGAGCAAGGUUUUCGCCCAAAUGGUGAAAGAGGACAUGAGGUAAACUGCUGAAGCUAAAGAAUUUCGGUUUUAUUUUUUCCUGUGUUUUUCUCAUGUAAUAUUUGGAUGGUGAAAAUCCUGAAUGAGUGAGUAAUAUACGGAACCAUGUGAGAUUCAAGUCAGUUCUCACAAGUCUAUAAAUAUACACUAUUUGUAAAACGUUUGAUGUUGUUUCUAAGGCUUCGAACUCUAGCAAUCAAGGUUUUUACGCUACACU
Malus domestica (apple) is the source of this 3194-nucleotide messenger RNA. RefSeq names its product probable receptor-like protein kinase At2g39360. Gene Ontology annotation, cellular component: plasma membrane; plasmodesma. Gene Ontology annotation, molecular function: transmembrane receptor protein tyrosine kinase activity; ATP binding. NCBI's taxonomy places the organism in Eukaryota, Viridiplantae, Streptophyta, Magnoliopsida, Rosales, Rosaceae. The record is from RefSeq and is a predicted model, not a curated record. Gene Ontology annotation, biological process: protein autophosphorylation.